AUGGAGGCUUCCUCGGCCACCGCCCAGAUGUCGUGCUUCGCGACGGGCGCGCUGCUGAGGGUGCGGAAUGCCGGCAGGCCCAGGUUCGUCGCUGCGAGGCAGGUGGUCGCCAUGGCCGAACAGCCCAAGGGGAUGGACAGGAGGGGCGCCCUAGCCACCCUUGCCGGAUUCGUCGCCGGCGUCUCAUACGCUGGCAUCGCGGAGGCAGCCAUUGACUCCAGUGCACUGCUGGAGAAGUAUGAGCAGAACAAGGGUGGGCCAAAGGCAUCAGUCAAAAAGGCAGCGCCCGUUCCCAAGCCUGCACCCGCAGCUGCCCCAAAGGCAUCAGUCGAAAAGGCAGCGCCCGUCCCCAAGCCUGCACCCGCAGCUGCCCCUGCGCCGGCACCUGCUGCUGGCCCAGCACCUGCAGCCAGAGCUGGGGCAGCAUCGUCAUCAGGCUUCAGUCCUGCUCUGUUUGGGGGUGCUGCUGCUCUCAUCGCAGGAGCCCUCGCCCUAGGCAAUUCAUCUGCGGAUACUGCCAAGGGCAAAAAGGUGCGCGCUGCAAAGAAGCCUGUGAAGAAAAUUCGAACCGGCACUGUGAGUUCAAAGUUUUCCGCAAAGAAGAAGAUCGUCCCUAAGCCAACAUACGCCAAGAAAGUAGUCAGGCCGGCUGUCAAGAAGGUGCCCAAGCCUGUGCCCAGGCCUGCCCCCAAGCCAGCAGCCAAGCCUGCAGCCAAGAAGCCUGGCAAGGAGAGCACCAGCGAUCUCAUCCCCGUGGCUGGCGUUGGUUUGGCCCUUGCUGCUGGACUUGUCUUCUUGAGCCCAGGACAGAGGGCGACCAGUAAGACCACCCCAGUUGUGAGCUCCCCGGCACCAAGUGCCACCAAGAAGACCAAAAGUGUGGCAAGUGCCCCUGUUGCAGUGUCCAAGGUGCAGCCUGCCCCACCUGUCAAGGCAGCUCGCAAACCAGCUGCCAAGACUGCUUCGGUUUCCAGCCUCAAGGCUGCUCCGCCCAGCAAGGCAGCUCGCAAGGUGGCCCGGAAACCUGCCAAGACUGUUUCGGUGUCCAGCCUCAAGGCUGCUCCGCCCAGCAAGGCAGUCCGCAAAGUGGCUCGCAAGCCUGCCAAGACAGUUUCAGUGUCCAGCCUCAAGGCCGCCCCAGCCAGUAAGGCAGCCCGCAGGCCUGCUCCCAAGGCGGUCAGCAAGCCGGCUCCAAAGCGGCCUCGCAAGGUUGUCAGCAGUGGUCCCAAGCCAAGGCCAAAGGUGGUGAAGAGGAAACAGAUCGUGGUGCCUGCAAAGAGGGGCAAGAAGGCCAGCAAGACGUCUGCAGGGACGUUGGCCGAUGGCCUGUUCGCCCUCGUACUUGCUGGCACUGCCGUCUACUUCCUUGGUGAAAGGAAGGAGGGCAGCUCAUCGUCGUCGUCAUCAUCUUCUCCUCCAAAGGCAUCGUCCACUGCAGCUUCAGGGGCGUCCAGUCCACUGACUCCUGACGAGGAAAUCACGCAACGGCAGCAGGAUGCAAGCGGGUGGAUCGACUCUUACAAGGACCGCAGCAACAAGGGACUUUUUGGAUUCAGAAAGAAGGACGAUUGA
Ostreobium quekettii is the source of this 1572-nucleotide messenger RNA. The record is from the annotation of a GenBank genome assembly. Lineage: Eukaryota; Viridiplantae; Chlorophyta; Ulvophyceae; Bryopsidales; Ostreobiaceae.